Engraulis encrasicolus (European anchovy) is the source of this 1763-nucleotide messenger RNA. RefSeq names its product tRNA methyltransferase 12 homolog (gene tyw2). Gene Ontology annotation, molecular function: tRNA methyltransferase activity. The record is from RefSeq and is a predicted model, not a curated record. Gene Ontology annotation, cellular component: cytoplasm. NCBI's taxonomy places the organism in Eukaryota, Metazoa, Chordata, Actinopteri, Clupeiformes, Engraulidae. Gene Ontology annotation, biological process: tRNA methylation; wybutosine biosynthetic process. The transcript is spliced from 7 exons. Bases 113 to 1615 code for a protein of 500 amino acids.
AGAAAUGGAUAAGCGGUUUCCCUGACGAUGGUUGCUCUAUGUUUAUAAAUAUAGCUGUGGAAAGUUGUUUUGUAUCGCCUGUAGGGCCUACGAUGUAAAUUCUGAGGUGAACAUGGACGUGAUACCCGCGCUGAAAGUCCCUAAAAGAUACGCGCAGUCGUACAGAAAAAAUCUGCAUCGUGCAGGUGCUUUGGACCAGAGAUACAGCAUACAGAAGCUUUUGGACGGAAGCGUGAUCUUACCAGUCUUGUCAUCUUCACUGUCACAGCUCGAUCCAAAUACUCUUGGGCGUGCAACCGCCUGCGAUGGCCUGUGCGAAAUCAUUGAAUUCCAGGCCCAGCUGUCAAAGAAGGAAAAAGUAAAGUCCUCAAGUGAAAAACUUGCCAAGGCUCUUCGAGAUCAGCUGUCCUCUCAUGGGGUGACCUGGAGUGAGGAUCUAAAGCGAGACGUGCCACAAAGAUGGCAAAGGCAUGGGGACUUGGUUCUCAUCGCAGAGGACUGCUUCACUCUACCAGCAUGGAAGAAGAUGGGAUCAGAGUUGUGGUCUACAGUUGCACUUUCACUGGGUGCAAAACGUUUGGCCCAAACGAGAAGGAUCUCCAAAGAUGACUUCCGAACCCCACAGGUCAUCAUGUUGCUUGGAGACAGCAGCCUUGUGACACAUGUGGAUAAUAAAAUAAGAUAUGAGUUUGACAUCACCAAGUCUAUGUUCUCAUUUGGAAACAUAACUGAGAAGCUAAGAAUAGCCUCAUUCAACUGCAGAGGUGAAACGGUUGUGGACCUCUAUGCAGGCAUCGGCUACUUCACCCUUCCCUACCUGCUGCAUGCGGGUGCUGCCCAUGUGCACGCUUGCGAGUGGAACCCUGAUGCGGUGGAGGCCUUGAGGAGGAACCUACAGCUCAAUAGAGUGGCACACCGCUGCACUGUCCACCAGGGGGACAACAGACAACUGUCACUGGAGGACAUGGCUGACCGAGUGAACUUGGGCCUCAUCCCCAGCUCGGAGGAGAGCUGGCCUGUGGCAUGCCGUCUCCUCAGGAGAGACACUGGCGGCAUCCUGCACAUCCACCACAACGUUACCUCACCACCACCAGCCGCACACAGCAUGGAGAACAAGCCUCACGCCAACCCAACCAGCCUGCACAUCCGUGACAAUGUCACAUCACCACCAGUGCUCAGGAUAGACAACCGUCAGUCCAACACAGCUACCCACACAGGCAUCACAGUGAACAAUGUCACCUCACCACCAAUGUUCAACACAGACAAGCGUCUGGCUGGCCAUGUCAUCCACAAAAGCAUCACAGUAAACAGUGUCAACUCAGUGCAAAGUGAAGGCCACAACAAGCUUCAGUCCUACCCAGCCUCUCUCAAAGACAUCACAGCAGACACUGAUAGUGUUUCUGAUGUGACGCAGGUUUUACAUAACACUUGUAAGCAAACAGACAGAGAGGCAUGGAAGGCUUGGGCAGAGCAUACGGCCAGUCACAUAGCUGGACUGUUGAGAGACUUGACUGGAGGAUCGUGGAGGACACACAUUCAGCACAUUGAGCAUGUCAAGUCCUAUGCUCCACAUAUUCAUCACAUAGUGCUGGAUUUGGAAUGUAGACCUCUAUGACAAAAUACCACAGUGAAAACACACUACUGUAUGUGAGAAGAGUCGGGCAAAAUUCCCCACAAGUGGGAGACAAAAAUCACCAAAUGUUCUUAAUUCUCUUGAAAAUAAAUGAUUACUAUUACUACUACUACUACUACUACUACUACUA